Scleropages formosus (Asian bonytongue) is the source of this 3545-nucleotide messenger RNA. RefSeq names its product protein tyrosine phosphatase non-receptor type 22 (gene ptpn22). Gene Ontology annotation, molecular function: non-membrane spanning protein tyrosine phosphatase activity. Gene Ontology annotation, cellular component: cytoplasm; nucleus. NCBI's taxonomy places the organism in Eukaryota, Metazoa, Chordata, Actinopteri, Osteoglossiformes, Osteoglossidae. Bases 160 to 2934 code for a protein of 924 amino acids. Gene Ontology annotation, biological process: protein dephosphorylation; T cell receptor signaling pathway; negative regulation of T cell activation. The transcript has 27 exons. The record is from RefSeq and is a predicted model, not a curated record.
GCCAAGGGCAAGAGGGUGCGUGAUAUUUUGAACCCGUCUACAGAACCUGUGUGCCGCUCUCCUCCAGGCAGAGAGCGCAGACCACCGCCACUGGAGUUCCCGUCACCCUCCCACGCGGAGCACCCAUGCCCUGACGUGUCCAGCUGCCGCGGCCCCAGGAUGGAGCAGCAAACCCAGGUCCUCAGGGGCUUCCUGGCCCACGUGAGGAGCAAGGAGGCAAAAGCGGAGGCUGACGGGGGCUUUGUCGGGGAGUUCCUCAAGCUAAAGAGACAGUCCACCAAGUAUCGCGCUGAGAAGACAUACCCGACAAAAGCUGCAGAAAGACAGGAGAAUGUGAAGAAGAACAGAUACAAAGAUAUUGUACCAUUUGACCACAGUCGAGUGAGGCUCUCCCUCAGUACCUCACCCAGCAACAAUGACUACAUCAACGCCAACUUCAUCAAGGGUGUCUUCAAGGAACAGGCUUAUAUCGCUACCCAGGGUCCCCUGGCCGGAACCAUAGUGGACUUCUUGAGGAUGAUCUGGGAGUACAAUGUGGAGGUCAUCGUGAUGGCCUGCAGGGAGUUUGAGAUGGGCAAGAAAAAGUGUGAACGUUACUGGCCGGAGAAGCUGGGGGAAGUGUUCGUGUGUGACCCUUUCACCGUUUGCUGCGAGUCGGAGGAAAAUAAAGGGGACUACGUGACGAGGGUUUUAAAAGUGACCUACCGUGACCUGACCCGCAAAUUCUGGCAGCUGCACUACAUGAACUGGCCGGACCACGGCGUGCCGGACUCCAUCCCACCCAUCCUGGAGAUGAUCCAAGAGAUGCGCAUGUACCAGGAUCAUGAGAACGUCCCCAUCUGCAUCCACUGCAGUGCUGGCUGCGGCAGGACGGGGGCGCUAUGUGCAAUUGACUACACCUGGAACCUGCUCAAGAAUGAGCUGAUAACAGAAAAAUUCAGCAUCUUCCACCUAGUCCAGGACAUGCGAACCCAACGGCCUUCAGUAGUUCAGACCAAGGAACAAUAUGAGCUGGUCUACCGGGCCGUUACGCUCCUGUUUGAGAGGUUCUUGCAGACAAUAGACCUAAACCCAAGGAGAACGGAGAUCCCGGCACCCAGCCUGCCCAUCCAGGCGGAGAGCGAGAGAGACUUCAGCGAGGAGUUGGGGAUAGCGUCAGAGCUGGAGCUGGAGAUUCUCCUGAAGAUGGUUGAGCAAGACCCAAAGGCAGUGGAGUGGUGCAAAAGGGGGAACUGGCAGUUUGACCAGACACAUCAUGUGCCUGAACUGACCGAAUCCCUGAAGCUGUCGUGUCCUGCAGUGGAGGAGGCCCCUCCCAGCAUCCAUGUGUCUCUCCCACCCAAAGACCCUGUAAAGGACCUCCUGGCUCUGACCACAGAGCCUGAGCUGAGCAACCACCACAGCGAGGAAGUAGUCAGAAGGCAAAAACCCCAGCCUGUUCCCAGAACUUCUCUGAUGCUCAAGGACAAGGUGGGCCACAAACUGCAGCAAGUGGAUCAGCUCCCCUCUCGGGAGAAGGAGAUCGAGCCGGACCUCAUCCUUGAGACCCCAGAGGAGUCGGAGGGGUGGUGGUCCUCUGUGGAAGACCCAUACUUCAGUUCUGCCCUGGAGCACAAGAGCCCCAGUGAGUCGGUAGAUGAGAGGUUUCUCAGUGUCCAGUGGACCAGGAGCUCCUACUGUGAAGGCCCCAGUCUGGCCCUCAACGGACAGGUGCUGGAGCCCACACACACCGGGUUCCUCAGCACAGGUAUGGCCCUGGCUUCCCCCGAUGACGAUGAACCGCCCCCGCUGCCAGAACGCACCCCAGAGUCCUUCAUCCUGGCUGACAAGUCGGAUAACCAGUCAAGCAAGCUGGUAUCUCCUCUCCCCAAUACCUGUCAGCCUUUCCUCAUCCGCUCAGUUCCGGAGCCGGAUCCAGACCUCGGGACAGCAGAAAGAGAGACUUAUCCCGCAGAGCCUGAGGGACGUGGCCGGGGGCUGGUGGUGCUCUACCCCCCUGACACUGAAGAUGUCUUCCAUGGGGACGGAGGGCCCCCGUCCCCAGUACCGCCACUCCCGGAGAGAACCCCGGAAUCCUACAUACUGGCCACCGGGGAAGACCUGGUGGUAAACAUGAUUCGGGACACGCCUGGUGCCAGUUGCGCCCGGGUUGGAACAUCCCAGGAGUGGUGCGGGAGCUCAGAGCUUCAGGCGGAAAAGACGAAGAUGUGGAAACGGAGCAAGAGCUUAAAAGUUAGAAUGUCAUUCCCAGCUGUGCCAUCCUUCGCGCCUCCUCCGAUCCCUACUCCCUUGGAGAAAACGACUUUCCUUCCUCUCCCUCCCGUUCCUUCCCUUCCGCCUCCUGCUCCUCCACCAUCCGACGCAGGACCCCCUCGAAGUCUGACGCCACCUCUUCCGGAGCGCACCCCGGAGUCCUUUCUCCUGGCUCCUCAGGAGGACCACCUGAUAGAGGGUCCCAGCCAUCCCCCAGACAGACAGCACAUCGGCACAUCCUGCGAGUGGGCAGGAAACGCCCAGCCUAAGAAGCACCUGGAUUCCGUGAUGAACAGGAGCAAGAGCGUUCGAGUGAGAAGUUCAAAGCAAGAGCCUUUGCUGUUCGCAUGUCCGUCCAUCUGUAGCAAUGCCGUCCUCACGCCGGGAGGGAACAUACCAGUGGGGAGCCAAGCUGUGGACAGUGGAGCUGCCGCUGAUACCACGGUACCAGGCGACAGGCUGAACCAGAGCAGUGAGAAAACCCCUCUUUCCAACAAACCAAGGACUAAGAGUCUCAAGUUCCUGAAGAAUAUGCGGAAACCAAAGGAAAAUCCACCUCCAUCCUCAGCACCUUCUGCACCCGCUCCACCCUAUGGUAUCACCCCGAUUUUCAGAUUUGGAUUUGGGAACCGCUUCAGGAAGCCCAAAGGGCCAAGGAACCAGCCGGAAAACUGGGUGUAGGAGCAGGGCACUCGGGUGGCCCAUCGGGAACAGGAACAAGUACCUGAGCGAUGCCUCCACGCUUAAUUUUGUUUGUGUGGCCUUCAGAGUCACAUGGAGUCCAGUUCUCCCAUGGAGACACUGUAGGGCCCUGUGAGCACAUGGCCUACUAUGGUGCAAUGGUGAGAACAUCUUGUACCUCACCAGAUGCUGCUGCCUCGUUGUUGACAUAACUGCAGGUAUCUGCCUCUGUCCUCAUCUGUACAAGAUAGAAUGCAAUGCACUGUCUUAUUUCCCACUUAUUUAUUACUAUUACUACUAUACAGGGUGUGAAAGUAUUACCUCUAGACGCUAUUGCUUGAUUAUAAUCAGUUACUCUCUAACCCUUUGGUCUUUUGUUUUGGGUGCACCAUCUCAUCCAAAAUGUAUUGCAGCACAAUCCAUCGACGUGCACCUGGUGUUGCGGGUCCACUUGAAUGUAGGUCUUCAGAAUAUUCUUAAUAAGAAUAAAAUCAGUAAUGAUGAAUGUUACAUCUGUGGUUUUUGCAGAGUCGGGACUCACACGACUGCAUGCUGAGAUGUGUUGGCUAGUUUAACUGAUGUCAUCAUGUACCAUUUUGUGUACAUAUUAA